Phytomonas sp. EM1 is the source of this 1542-nucleotide messenger RNA. The record is from the annotation of a GenBank genome assembly. NCBI's taxonomy places the organism in Eukaryota, Euglenozoa, Kinetoplastea, Trypanosomatida, Trypanosomatidae.
AUGUCAUUCUACUUCAACUGGGGGCGCCUGGACGAGACAGCCGCUGAAGCGAUCCGUGUUCUUAUAAAUGACAAAUUAAAGCAGAUACUGUAUCAUAGACGAAAUGCGAUGAAUGUGAAUGACAGCUGCGUCACAAUCAAAGUUAAUAGCAGUACUAGUGGAUUAGGAGGCGUGAAUUCAUCAUUGGAGGGGAAUCGUCCUCGAAACAGAGCUUUUAACGUAGAUGCGGAGCAUGGGGGCUCUGGUGCUCGUGCUGGGCUGGCGGGGCCAAGUGCCGUUGUCAACCUCAGUAAUCCGCUACACACCACCUCGAUGGAUCCCUCCUCUAUUCACAAAACAGCCAGUUUCAGUAACGACAGUGCAGCUAACGGUGACGCUAGAUAUCAAACGCCGCAAUGCUUUGGUCGCCAUAGCAGCCAGGGGAUGUCCGCCACCCCCCCAGUGUCUACCAUGGGAGCUGCAGCAGGUGGGGUUGCAUUGAACACAUGCGCACCUCCUCCCAAAAUACCAUUAAUUAGCUUUUUGCGCAUAGAUAAUAUCCAAUGGGGAACUAUGCCUCCAUUUAUUGAGAUUGAUCGGUUUGAAAAUGCUUUAGAUAUAUUUGACACCACAGCGUCGUGUGGUCUGGCGGCUUCAUUGAACAUCAGCAGCCCUGGGUUGGGUCUCACGGUUGGUCAGAUGGAUCGCCCCCUCUGGGAUUCUUAUGAAUCCACCGAGGUUCCGCAGACGGCGUGCCCCUCUUCGACCCAAGUGCCACCAAGGGACCUAACGCAGCAUGGGAAGGCGCCUAUUUCAGCUGUCGGGACUUCAGACGCGGCUUCAAUGACUACUGCGCAAGAGUCUGUGGAUGGUGCAAACACCAUUUCCUCAACACGGGCUACUGAAGAAGGAAGAGGUCUUUCCACUAAAGGAUCUGCAUUGAGUCAUCUUAGGGGUGCAAGAGCGACAUCACCACAGACUCGCCCUGCAGCCACUACACUUUUAACCAAAAUUAAGACCCCCUACAACUAUAGUGAGCAUGAGUUUCCGACGCCGUCCUCCACUCCGAUAGACACGCUGGCGCCGUUCCUGGGCACGGGUGGCUUGCACAUCCGGCUUCAUCUUACCUAUGGCGGCUCUAUGAGCUUCUCCGCUAGUACUGCAAUUCAGUAUUGUUUUCAUCUAGGAUCCUUCUCUCUGCCAGUUUCCAUGCCCAUUGAGCUCCAUGUAUCGGACUUCGAUUUGGAUUGUUUUGUAUGCUUUAACUUUCAUCAUAACGAGUGUCGUUUGUGGCUGGAGCCCGGUAAACUGGCUGACUCGGCCAUCAACCGUCUAAAGGUUGUGGCUGUGUUUGGAGAGCGCAAAGAUACUGAGGAUGAUUUCGACACAUCACCUGCAGAGUAUCUCAGAGGUAAGGUUGGCCGUCCUGAUGACGAUGAUGGCUCAAUUUUUGUAGACCGAAGGGAGGUUGAGCAGCUUUUUGAGCGUGAGGUAAAAAAAUUUUUACAAAAAAAGCUUAUGGCACCACACUUUAUCACUAUACCUAUUCAAAUUUCGGGAUGA